Molecule: messenger RNA, 1608 nt
Organism: Notodromas monacha
Lineage: Eukaryota; Metazoa; Arthropoda; Ostracoda; Podocopida; Cyprididae
Source: the annotation of a GenBank genome assembly
AUGAUUUCAUCGGAAAAUUGCGCAAAUAACCCGGGCCCCUUGCCGGAAUUCAAGCACAUGAUGUUGCACCCGGGGGACAUCGGACUCGUCGAUGCCCCGAUCGACGAACACUCUACCCCGUUCUCAUCGGACCCCGUUAUCGGCCCCGAACCCGAACACUUUAAAGAGUACGCCGAGGAUCACAAGGAUCCCGACUGCUGUCCGCCGCAACAACCCGCCGUCGUCAAACGAGAACAACAACAACAACAGCAGCAACAAUGCAAUGCUGCUGCGUCCCGUCGAAUCCCCAAGCCGCAAAUCAGCUACAUCAUGCUCAUCGCCAUGGCCAUAGAAAGCUCGCCAGACAAGAAACUCACGCUGGACGAGAUCUACAAGCACCUCAUGAAAUCCCACCCGUUUUUCCGCGGCGCCUACACCGGCUGGAAGAACUCGGUGCGCCACAACCUCAGUCUCAACGACUGCUUCAUCAAGCUGCCCAAGCCCCUGGGGAAACCCGGCAAGGGUCACUACUGGACCGUCGACCCCUCGGCCAAGUACAUCUUCGAAAAGGGGAACCAACGCAGGCGGCCCCGCGGGUUCCGACGCAAGUGUCAGCAAGCCGGCGUCGGGUCCCAGUUCUCGUCGUCAUCGGGCCCCGCGCCACCCAACUACCACCUCUCGCACUCGCAAUACGCCUCUACUUUUGCUCCUCCUGGUGGUGGUGGGCAGCAGAAAGGGGUGCAGUGCCACCAGCAGCAGGCGAGUCCCAACAGGUACGCACACCCCCAUAUACAACAACAACAGCAGCAGCACCAACAACAGCAGUCUUUGGCGAGCCAGAGUAUUUAUUGCUCCAGCAACGAGUCCUACUUCCCGGUCACGUCGUUGCCCAGUUUGCCGAGCAUCAGCGUGGCGUUCGAGCCGUGUCUGGUGGACGACCCCGCGGCGGCGAUGGCGCACUGCGAAGUCGGCUUCCCUUGCGGCGGGUCCGCCAACACCAACUGCUAUUUAAUGGCGUCGGGCAUCGGGUGCGACGGGGACCGGCAACACGCCAUGGUCGGGUAUAAUUCAGCAGCGGGAUACGCGAGUUCAGCGAAUGCGUGGCACUCGUACGUGCCAUCGGCAGAGGACCAAGCGGAAGUGUACCAUCAUCAUCAUCACGUUCACCACGCCGUGGACCACCCCCACCACCACCACGCACUCGUGUCCGAUUUGGUGUUCGGCGCAGGAGGUGCGGAGGCUGUGGGCAUGGAGAAUGGGAUCCCUGCUGGGGAAGGGAUCUCCUUGCCUGGGAUGCAUCAUGCACAGCACCACCAAAACCACCAUCAGCAGCAGCACCAUUUGGGACUGCCGCAGUACGAGCCGAUGGUUGUCGACUCGGCGACGGAUCGCCAGCACCAACAACAAGUCUUUGUGGUGCAACCGGCGUCCAAGGAUGAUUCUGGAAGUGAGGCUGGUGGUGGCGGCGGUGGUGGCGGCGGCGGCGGCGGCGGAGGAGGAAUUGUUUGCGGCGGAGAUCCACGGGAGUCGUAUGCGCAGUUGCACGUGUACGACAGUGUCGCCGCCGUGCAGGGCACGCAGUCGACGGCUGCUGGGGCAUGUGUUGAGCCUCCGCCGUAUCUCCUGUGA